Messenger RNA from Agrilus planipennis (emerald ash borer), 865 nucleotides. Its product is annotated as troponin C-like. Gene Ontology annotation, molecular function: calcium ion binding; enzyme regulator activity. The transcript has 6 exons. Bases 154 to 609 code for a protein of 151 amino acids. The record is from RefSeq and is a predicted model, not a curated record. Lineage: Eukaryota; Metazoa; Arthropoda; Insecta; Coleoptera; Buprestidae.
CAUAACAACCCAGCCGACCAAAAGCUCAUGUCAGAGCAGAGCUUCCUGGAAAGCUGAGCGAAAAACCAUUUAGCGCCAGUCUUUCCUAGUUAGUGGUGUUAAAAGUUUAGUUAGUGUUAGACCGGAUACUAUCAUAAACCUAACACAAGCACUAUGGAUGAACUCCCACCGGAACAGAUUGCUGUCUUACGUAAAGCGUUUGAAAGUUUCGACAGUCAGAAAUCUGGAAGUAUAUCCUGUGAAAUGGUGGGCGACAUUUUAAGGCUCAUGGGUCAACCCUUUGAUAAAAAGAUUUUAGAAGAACUUAUUGAUGAGGUUGAUGCUGACAAGUCAGGCAGACUAGAAUUUGAAGAAUUCGUAACACUAGCAGCUAAGUUUAUCGUUGAAGAAGACGACGAAGCCAUGCAAAAAGAACUUAAAGAAGCCUUCCGGUUAUACGACAAAGAAGGUAAUGGUUAUAUCAAAACGUCUGCGCUACGUGAAAUCCUGCGGGAAUUAGACGAUCAGCUAACUGACAAGGAGCUCGAUUUAAUGAUCGAAGAAAUCGACACAGAUGGUUCAGGAACCGUGGACUUUGAUGAGUUUAUGGAGAUGAUGACCGGAGAGUAAAUUAAUUAAGUUUUACGAUUAAGUGUAUUUAAAAGACGGUCGCAGUGUGUAUAUAUUUUGUUUCUUCAGGUUUUUAAUUUUAUUUAUUAUAACAACAUGAACAACAUCGUAUUAAGAUAAAAUAACUGUUUACAUGGUAUGUUUGUCCACACAUUUUUUGUUGUCAAGCAUCAAUUAUAUAUUUGUACACUGAUAUUUUUGCGCUGUAUUACUCACAAUCGAUAUAUUUAAGAAAAUAAAAACUAUUUUAUCUCUA